Messenger RNA from Periophthalmus magnuspinnatus, 2570 nucleotides. RefSeq names its product thrombospondin-type laminin G domain and EAR repeat-containing protein-like. Gene Ontology annotation, biological process: signal transduction. The coding region runs from base 224 to 2341 and encodes 705 amino acids. The record is from RefSeq and is a predicted model, not a curated record. The transcript is spliced from 13 exons. NCBI's taxonomy places the organism in Eukaryota, Metazoa, Chordata, Actinopteri, Gobiiformes, Gobiidae.
UUGCAUGGCUCUGGCUCUGGUAUUUAAAGGCUCUGCAGGUGUAGGGCAGUCCUCACACACUCGUACACGUCUCCUCCCUGAUCUGCAUCCUCUUCCAUUCUACCUCCCUCUAUAUACGCGCUUAUGUAGGAACUGGAUCUGAGCUGUAUAAUGCGUUUAGAUCUAUAUGAAGGCUGGAUUGUAAUUUGCAGAUCAUAUGGAUAAUUCUACAAGCAACUAAACCAUGUCUCUGCUUAUUUUUGUGCAUCUGUUUCUCGUAGGAGUUGGACUUGCAGAUUGCAGCACAGCCCCGUGGAAACAAUGUGAAGGGCAGGUUCCUCUCGACCUGCUGUCCUUCGUGCUGGAGAGGGACCCGUCCAGCCUGGUUCCUGGUGUGCACAUCGAACAGGCUCAGGGUGUGAGGGGGCUGAAGUUCUCGAGUCCGCAUCGUUCCAUGUCCUUCUCCUCAUCUGAGCUGCUUGUCGACUGCCACCUCUUCCCCCAAGAGUUCUCCAUCGUGGUCACACUGUCCAUCUCUCACAGUGAUCCACAGAGAAACGACUACAUCUUCUCUUUGAUGCACACCAACACUUCAGACAGAGCCAGAAUAAAGAAGCACAAGAACAGUCACUUGAACACUUCACAGACUAACACCAAAGACUCCCAAGAGAAGGAGGCCCCCUCACCCAUCCGCGGGCCCCUCCUGCUGGGCCUGAGGUACUCCCGAAGGCGCCUCCACUUCCUCUACAGAGACCCACUGGGACAGGUGAAGAAGCUGGUGUUUCGGACGGGGGGAAUAGCCGAUAGCCACUGGCACACUUUAGUACUGGCCGUCAAGAGCCGCUCUGUGAAGCUAAGUGUGGACUGCAACCCUCCACUGGAAAUCGUUCCUGCCGAGCCUUUCCCCUCAGAGCUCAACAUCCAUGGAUCCAGAUUCCACAUAGGAAGUCGGGGAAGAUGGAAAGGUCUUUUCUCAGGGUUGCUGAGACAGUUGGUGUUAGUUCCUGGUUCUGAUGGCGCCGCCCACCUGUGCCCCUCCGACGAACCCCAGCUGAUGGCGCUGUCCGUGCCCCCUAAACUGCUGGAUCUGCCGGACAUGGAGAGAAAGGCAGAUGAGCUGCGGCCGAUGCAUGUCUCUGGUAUCUCUGUGGGCCUGGACCGUCCCUGCUCAGAGCAGACACAAGGCCAGCUCUGGUUCAACCCUCUGAAGAAAGCACUGUACCUGUGUGAUGGCUCUCACUGGGUCACUAUGCUGCAGGAUCACCACAGACUCGAUUACAUCCUGGAACACCAAGUCCUGACCACUACCUCCGAGACAAACGACAUAGAGGUGUUCCAAGUGGCUGGUAUGGGUGUGAUGGCCGCUUUCGCUCACCGCUCCUCAGCCCCCGGGUCGGCUGUGUAUCUAUGGGCACGCGAAGGUUUCCAGAUCUACCAGAACAUUAGCACGCAUGGAGCUCUAGCCUGGAGACACUUCAGGAUAGGCAAGAAGUCCUACCUGGUGGUGUCUAACUUCGGAGGAGGGGCAGACAGAUCAGAGUUAGAACCUGAGGCAGACUUCUCAGUGAUUUACAAGUGGAGCAAGAAGAGGAGAAGGUUUGUGCAUUUACAGACGCUGCAGACGCACUGCGCCCGCGACUGGGAGGCCUUCACCAUCAGCCAGCACCACUACCUCGCUGUGGCCAAUCACAGAAUAGGAACCAACCACACCAUCGACAGCCUGAUCUACAAGUGGAACAGGUUAGCCAAGGCCUUUGAGGUUCACCAGCGUCUGCCCACAUCAGGAGCCUACGACUGGGAGUUCUUCAGUGUGGGGCCCUACCACUUUCUGGUGGUUGCCAAUGCCUUUGAUGGGGUCACAACGUCUGUGGAGUCUGUCAUCUAUGUUUGGGUCAAUGAAGCUUUCCAGGUGUUCCAGACUAUUAAGACAUACUGCGCUACGGAUUGGGAAAUGUUUCAAAUUGGAGGGAGAGUCUUCCUUGUCGUAGCCAAUGGGCACAGACUAGUUGGAAGUGUAAACGGGCGCUAUGCCAUUAACUCCACUAUCUACGAACUGGACAUACUCUCAGGCAUGUUUGUCCGCUUCCAAGAUAUUACCACCUACAGCGCGGUGGACUGGGAGUUCUUCAGCCUGGGGGAAGAAUACUUUUUGGUUGUGGCUAAUUCCUUCAGCGGUGAAUCCUACUCUCUCAACAGCGUUCUGUACAGGUGGCAGGGUUAUGAAGGCUUUGUUCCUGUCCACUUCCUCCCCACUAUUGGAUGUAGUGACUGGGAGUUUUUCACCUGGAAGGGCGAGUCCUAUCUGAUGUACUCCAGUGCCAAAGCACCUCUAUCAAAGGUUUUUAAGCUCAAGACUUAUUAAGAGAUGCCUUACUGAUCAUAAGUACACUGUUACCAUGUUUGAGACUUGAAGUGCAAUAUUUGAAAUUGAAUGGGUGUGUGUUUGUGGUUGCCUUUGUUCAUUUUUUUUUUUUUUUUUUUUUUUUUUUAAAGUCCGUCCAAAAGUAAAUGAUAGGGUUGCCCUAACUUGCCAUAGAUUUAUUCAAGCAUCAGUGCUGCACUGGACUGACAGGUGUUCGUUUUGUGCACUC